This is a messenger RNA of Rotaria sp. Silwood1, 2574 nucleotides long. NCBI's taxonomy places the organism in Eukaryota, Metazoa, Rotifera, Eurotatoria, Philodinida, Philodinidae. The record is from the annotation of a GenBank genome assembly.
AUGAGUGUCAGUGGAGGCCAUAAACGGCGUUCACGUAGCUCUUUUGUAUCAGUUCGCUAUAUACCAACCGAUGAAGAAGAAGAACUUCAUCGUCAAACUGAGGCACAAAAUUUACGAGUCUCCUUACAUCAAAUUAAAAAUAUUGAAACAAUUCUUAAUUUAGAGUUUUAUAUUGGACGUUAUAUGAGAAAUACAUUGAUUAAUCUUGAUAUUAAUGAACAAAUGACACAAGCAGCGGAAGCACUUAAUAUUAAAUUAAACGAUAUUGAAGAACUCGAAGAUGAUGCUGCAUUAGGCAAUGGUGGUCUUGGUCGUUUAGCAGCUUGUUUUCUUGAUUCAAUGGCUACAUUGGGUAUUCCAUCCUAUGGAUAUGGACUAAGAUAUCAAUUUGGAAUUUUUAAACAACAAAUUGUAGACGGUUGGCAAGUAGAAGUACCAGAUGAUUGGCUUCGACAACCCAUGCCUUGGGAAAUUCGACGAGUUAAAAAUGAAAUUCGUAUUCAUUUUUAUGGAAAAGUUAUUUGGAAUAAAUCCAUUAAUAGUUUUCAAUGGACUGACUAUGAAACAGUAAUUGCUCAAGCUUAUGAUUAUCCUGUACCUGGUUAUAAAAACAACAUUGUCAAUACGAUGCGUCUAUUUUCUGCUAAAGCUGAUUGUGAUUUUAAUUUUAAAUCAUUCAAUGAAGGUGAAUAUAUACAUGCAGUAAUGGAACGUAAUAAAGCUGAACGUAUUACUUGUGUAUUGUAUCCUAAUGAUAAUAUUGCUGAAGGACGUGAAUUACGUUUAAAACAAGAAUAUUUCUUAAUUGCAGCUAGUUUACAUGAUAUUUUACGUCGAUUUAAAGGUGAAAAACGUUGGCAAAUAUCAUCAAAUAAAGAAAAAAAAAGUAAUAUUUUACAAUUACCAGGAGCUAAGUCAAAUCAAAACCCAGUGUCAUCUGUGUCUAUUGAUUUUAAAUGUAUGCCCGACAUGGUAUCUAUUCAAUUAAAUGAUACUCAUCCAUCAUUAGCUAUACCUGAAAUGAUGCGUCUUCUUCUUGAUAGUGAACAUUUAUCAUGGGAUGAUGCAUGGUAUAUAACAGUCAAUUGUUUUGCAUAUACAAAUCACACAUUAAUGCCUGAAGCAAUCGAGCGAUGGCCAGUUCAAAUGAUUGAAAAACUUCUUCCACGUCAUUUACAAAUAAUCUAUGAAAUAAAUGAACGACAUUUAAAAAAUGUACGAGAUCAUUUUUCAUUUGAUGAAGAUCGUAUUCGACGAAUGUCUAUUAUUGAAGAAGGACCAAUACAAUUAAUAAAUAUGGCUUAUUUAUCAAUAAUUGGCUCACAUACUAUCAAUGGUGUUGCACAACUUCAUUCGAAACUUUUACGUGAAUCUAUGUUUAAAGAUUUUUAUGAAUUAACACCAGAAAAAUUUCAAAAUAAAACAAAUGGUGUUACGUUUCGUCGAUGGCUUGCUCUUUGUAAUCCUGAUCUAUUUUCAUUAAUUGUUGAAUGUAUAGGUGAACAAUUUGUUCGCAAUGAUUAUCAAUCACUUCAUCUUUUUCGUCAGUAUGCUUUAAAUAAAAAUAUUCUUUCACGUGUUCAACAAAUUAAAAUUAAAAAUAAAUUACGAUUAGCUCAUAUGCUUGAAGAUGAAUAUAAUAUUGAAGUUAAUAUUGAAUCAAUAUUUGAUGUACAAAUCAAACGAAUUCAUGAAUAUAAAAGAGCACUACUUUGUUUACUUCAUGCUAUCACACUUUACAAUCGACUUAAAAAAGAUCGAGGAGAAAAUAAACAAGAUCCAUUUGUACCACGAACUAUUAUUAUUGGUGGCAAAGCUGCACCUGGUUAUGCAAUUGCUAAAAAAAUUAUCAAGUUGAUUAAUGAUGUUGCAUUAGUAAUCAAUAAUGAUACACAUAUUGGCAAUCGAUUAAAAUUAUUAUUUGUAAAAAAUUAUCGAGUAACAGCAGCUGAAUAUAUUAUUCCAGCUGCUGAUCUUUCAGAACAAAUAUCAUUAGCAGGAACAGAAGCGAGUGGCACAGGCAAUAUGAAAUUUAUGCUCAAUGGUGCAUUAACUAUAGGAACAUUAGAUGGAGCAAAUAUUGAAAUGCGUGAAGAAUGUGGAGCGGAAAAUAUGUAUACAUUCGGAUUGACUGUUGAAGAAGUACAACAACGACGACAACAAGGUUAUGAUCCAUAUGAAAAUUUGAAAAAUGAAGAAUUACGUCUUGCUAUUGAUCAAAUACGUGAUGGAUAUUUUUCACCUGAUGAUCGAUCACGUUUUCAUGAUAUUAUUGGUACAUUAUUAAUUGGUGGAGAUCAUUGGAUGGUGUUAGCUGAUUAUCAAGCUUAUAUUGAUAAACAAUGUGAAGUAUCACGAGAUUUUCUUAAUCCUCAAAUAUGGUAUUCAAAGUGUAUUCAUAAUAUUGCAGCAGCUGCUAAAUUUUCAUCAGAUCGAACGAUUGAAGAAUAUGCAAAAGAUAUUUGGCAUUGUACAAUGCAUAAAAAUGGAAGACCAGAUCAUAUCAAAGAAGAAUGUUCGACAACGAAGCAUGAAGAACUUUUACGUCAUACAAGCAGUGAUUCACUUACUUGA